This is a messenger RNA of Cylindrotheca closterium, 312 nucleotides long. NCBI's taxonomy places the organism in Eukaryota, Bacillariophyta, Bacillariophyceae, Bacillariales, Bacillariaceae. The record is from the annotation of a GenBank genome assembly.
AUGAAAGCUGAUUAUGAAGAGUACGACGCUAUAAUGAUCGCUCAUUGCAUGAUGCAGAUCAAGGCCAAGUUCGAUACUGACAAAGGUCUGAACUUCAUCCAACAGUACCACAUCAAUCAAGGACUGAAGAAGUUUGGUGAUGAUGGAAAGGAUCCUGUGGAUAAGGAAUUGAGACAAAUGCUCCUGAGAGAUUGUUUCACUCCCAAAUUUGUUAAAGACAUGACCGCGUCUGAGCAAAAGAAGGCCCAAUCAGCGAUGAUGUUUCUCGCAGAGAAGCAAUUUGAAAAGAUGAUUAAAGGUCGCCUAGUAUAA